Molecule: messenger RNA, 1404 nt
Organism: Necator americanus (New World hookworm)
Lineage: Eukaryota; Metazoa; Nematoda; Chromadorea; Rhabditida; Ancylostomatidae
Exons: 11
Coding region: 1-1404 (467 amino acids)
Molecular function (GO): iron ion binding; oxidoreductase activity, acting on paired donors, with incorporation or reduction of molecular oxygen; heme binding
Source: RefSeq, a predicted model, not a curated record
AUGAAGCGAUGCGCUGCAGCAGCAGCAUCCACCGUAACAUCGUCCACGGCAUGCCCCGCAAGUGGAGCCUCAUCCACAACGACUGUGACCAAAGUGCGUCGAUUUGACGAAAUCCCAGGACCCACGAAAUUUUCAGGAUUUUUUGGAAGGAACCGCACUCUCUUCCGAAGUAAGCGAUCGAUAGCACAGUACUACGACUGGCUUGUUGAUCUGCACAAACAUUAUGGGCCUAUAGCUAAAGUGGAUCAAGGAUUUGGCAGAGGAUGUGUCGUCCACGUGUUCAACCCAGAUGAUUUUAGAGGAUGCUCGCGAGGUGUUCGCGUCGGAUGGUCGCCAGCCGUUCAUAGUUCCACUACAAGAGACGACACAAAAAUAUCGGGAAAUGAAGGGAAUGAAUCCAGGACUGGGGAAUCUCAUAUCCGCAACGAGAGCGCUAAAAAUAAUGGUGAGGUGGAUAUGAGAAAAGUCGCAGGACGGUGGUCUCUGGAAUCUGCGGCGUUGACAGUUUUCGAAAAACGACUCAGCAUUUUCACGGAUCAAAUCGAUUGGGGAGAUAUGCUCGUCGAUUUGAAUAGAUCGAUAUUCCAGUUGUCGGCUGAGCUGAGAUUCGCUUUUCCCUUUUACCGAUAUGUUUCUACUCCAAAAUGGAAGAAAAUGGUUGCCCUGGAGGACAAAUUCUACAAAGAAGCUAAUCUACUGAUUGACGAAGCUAUUAGUAAACUACGCGGUUCAUCCCAGUCGGAAGAGGAGAUGAAAUUCGCAAGUCUUCUGAUUAAUCGGAAAGAACUUAAUGUCAAGGACGUGUCUGUCAUCCUCCUGUCGAUGUUUUCAGAUGGUCUCAGCACAACUGCUCCAAUGCUCGUCUACAAUCUGUUUAACAUAGCCUCCAAUCCAAAUGUGCAAGACGAGCUGAGACAAGAAGUGAACUCUGUCGUUGACCGUGCAGGAGAUAUUACGCCCACUCACCUCUCGAAAUUGUCAUUUCUUCGUGCCUGCAUUAAAGAGACCUUUCGACUCUUCCCAAUCGGGACGGAAAUCUCGCGUAUACCUCAGAAAGACUUGGUCUUAAGCGGAUAUCACGUACCUGCCCGUACACCUGUCGACAUAAAUACAAAUGUUCUGAUGAGAUCAACUUCGUUCUUCAAUGAUCCUCUCUCAUUCCGGCCGUCAAGAUGGUUACGCGACGGUAAUCGACACGAUUUCCAUCCUUUUUCUUUCUUGCCAUUUGGUUUCGGGCCGAGAAUGUGUGCCGGACGUCGAUUCGCUGAACAGGAUCUUCAAGUUGUCUUAUGUCGUCUUAUCCAGCACUUUCGCAUUUCGCAUCAUCAUUCCCCUAUUGAACAAACGUACGAAACUCUUUUACUUCCCAAAGGCUGCUGUGAUUUCCAUUUCAGUCAGUUGUAA